Messenger RNA from Aspergillus oryzae RIB40, 1527 nucleotides. RefSeq lists its product as uncharacterized. The transcript has 4 exons. NCBI's taxonomy places the organism in Eukaryota, Fungi, Ascomycota, Eurotiomycetes, Eurotiales, Aspergillaceae. The record is from RefSeq and is a predicted model, not a curated record. The coding region runs from base 1 to 1527 and encodes 508 amino acids. Gene Ontology annotation, molecular function: protein binding.
AUGGCACCAAUUUCCCAGAACCCCCCGUUGGCGAGUAUUCUUGUAGCCCGCUUUCUACGAACCAACAACUACGCCGAGACUCUUAAUGCAUUCAUCCGUGAAGCGGGAUUGCCCGCCAACGCGGGGCAAGUAACAGACCAGGAAGAAAACAACUGGACGAUCGAGAGCGUACUCGAGGAGAAGAAAGCCUUUGACCAGACUCAGCAUUUUGAACGCCAAGUGAAACCCCAGCUAACAAAACACACAGCACCCUCCAACCCCAAAAUCAUAGAAACACCAACAUCAUCAAACAUCCUCGCCUGCUCCGUUGACCCAUGGAGACACCCAAAAGGCAACGAAGACAACCAAGACACAUCAUCUCGUCUCAUAGCCACAGGCGCAGACAAACAACUCCACCUCUUCAAGACAGAACCCAACAAUGCCCUCCUCAGCUCACUUCCCGGACUCUCCGAGUCCCCAAUCCUAUCCUACGUCUCUAUCAGGAACGGCGAAUACGUCUGUCUAACCAACAUGUCCGGCCAACUCCUCUUACAAAGGGACGCCGAGAUCCUCGACAAAAGAAAAGACCACGCCAAAUACGCCGUGAAGGUAGUUGCAUUUGAAGACACUGACUUACCCCAACGACCUAUAUGGAUAGCCACAGCCGGGUGGGAUUCCAAGAUUCAUCUCUACCGGCUACGUCUCCCGGAGGUUGAAGGUGCCGAAGCAGACUUGGACUCAGACUCCGUGGCUAUUGGCGAGCCCAUCGCAUCCAUUGCUCUGGCUUCGAACCCAGAGUCGUUGCUCUUUGUCCAGCACCCUGAUACAAAGGAACUACUUCUACUUGUCUCUCGACGCGAUUCAACCCAUCUGUACUACUACCAGGUCCCACAGCAACAGCAACAGCACCAGGAACAGCCAUCCACACCAUACGAAUGCCCCCUCCUCGGCAAACAGAACCUCGCCCCCCAUUCCAACGCCUGGAUCGCUUUCUCCCCCUCCUGUCUCGCCCUCAGUCCCCAUGACCCAGGUCUCUUGGCCGUCGCCACCUCAACCCUACCGCAUAUGAAAGUGAUCAUUGUACGACUCCUGUUCCCAUCCACCGAUAGCUUGUUGGAUGCCAGGGAGCCAGAGACACAAGCUACGCAGGCUCUUGCGGCGCUGUCGCUGCAGAACCGGGAGGAUGCGGCCAUUGUGAUCCAGGCGAAUACGUUUGCGCCGCAGACGGCGUAUUCGACGCCGCAGGUGGUCUGGAGGCCGGAUGGGUCGGGGGUUUGGGUUAAUGGGGAUGAUGGGGUGAUUCGGGGGGUGGAGGGGAGGACUGGGAAGGUGGUGACGGUGUUGAAGGAGGGGCAUGUGGUUGGGUCGAAGAUUCGGACGAUUUGGGCGGGUUGGGUGGAUGUUGGGAGGGAUGGGGAUGUUGUUAGGGAGGAGUGGUUGGUUAGUGGGGGGUUUGAUAAGAGGAAUCAAAUAAGGGAAACAGUCACGAGAACCCCUCCGUCCAUGCACCCUCUCGCCACAGAGCAAAAGGUAGAGGGUGUUUGGUAA